AUGGACGAUAUACGUGAGGAAAUAUGGGAGAUAUUACGUAAAAUACAAGAAUCUUCCGGUUGUCACGUAAAGUACAUGAAAAAACUAGAAAGUCUCUACAAAAAGUCUGAUAUCGAAGAUUUUACCGAAGCAUUUACAUAUAUUCUACAAAUUGUAUUUUCAAAAAACUCGUCCAGUAAAGAGAAGAGAACAAUUUUGGCACUACAAUUUCUAACAUCAUUCCUAGCCCAAAUUAAAGUUAUCACAAAAGAUGAUGAUGAUGAUGAUGAUUUACUGGAUACACUCAGCGAAGAUUCACCACCGGAUUUCUUCACCAACAUGAUCACAUAUUCUUUAAAAUUCAUCGGUUUGACGUCUCAAGAUCAUCGAAUCAACUCGUGCAAGUUCAUAAACAUGUCCCUCGACAAAAUAGGCCACGCAGCCACUCUGGAUAACGAUUUAUGCGAUAAAAUCCAGGAGGGCAUGCUCGAGAGGCUCUGGGAUACCAAGUAUGAAGUGAAAUCACAAGCUGUAAAAGCCCUGACGAGGCUCCAAGACCCCGAAUCCAAAUACUGCCCGGUGAUCAAGAAUUUCCUCGAGUUGCUUCGAAACGUCAAUUCCAAGUUGAGAAACGAUGUCUUGACUGUGAUCGCAGGCAACGCAAUAACCAUUCCGCAUAUGAUAUCCCGAAUGAGAGACUCGGAUCCCACCGUAAGGCUUACAGCUUACACGAAACUGUCCAGAGUGAGCAUAAAACGGAUCAAGAUCGUCGAUAGACAAUUGAUAUUGAAUUGCGGUUUGACCGAGAAGGAGGAGUCGAUUAGAAAAUGCUUCGUGAAUAGCCUCUUACCCAAUUGGGUGUUGGGCAACAGGGGCGAUUACUUGGCGUUCUUGAAUUGCUUGAAAUACGACGGAGAUGAAGCCGAUAUGUAUAACACUGAUAAACUUAUUAAGGAAACUUUGAAGCUCAUGUUGCGAGACGUUCCGGUAGGUGAUAUGUUGAAAUGUUUAUCGCUAAAGGAAGACACGAAAUUGCCCGAGAGGCCUUUAACCUACGAGUUAUCGGUUUUGUGGUGUACUGUAGUGAAGCAUAUGAGACUUGUAGAAGGUGAUACAAUGGCGAUUUUUAACGAAAAUAUCACCAGUCUUACGUUGUUGUGUAAUUACAUCGAACGGUUUUUAUUAGACAAUUCGAAGGAAUUGGAGGUGUUAGAUCGUACGUUUAUUUUAUAUAAUCUAUUCGAGAUAGCCGAAGGGUACGAUUUUAGCGAUGUGAUCGGUCGAAAUACACUCCGCGAGUUGUUAUUGGUUUAUUUACAAACGCCCGAUAGACCGUUUAAACUAACAGAAUUCGCCGUUAGGAUGCUCUACAAAGUUUUAUUGAAAAAAGAUGACUUUAUAACGACGAUUUGCAACGUUCUAUUGAAUUAUCAGGAACGUUUCGAGGAGUUUUCUUCGCAAGAAACCGCCAGUUCGAUAAAGUUAAAAGAGGAAGCUAAAUAUAAUUGCUUAUGUUUGGACGUUGUGAUGGCGGCGUUAAAAGUGAAAGAAAUCUCAUCGAUGGAUCCGUUUUUGAGGAGAAUCUUCGACGAAUUCGUCGUGCCUCUAUUGAAGAGCUCUAACGAAGAAGUACACGGAAAAUUGGUGGAUUGCGUCGCUUUGUAUAUGCUAAUCGACGAGAAAUUGGCCAAGGAACAUUUGAAAUUUAUAUGUUUUCCCAUUCUAUGUUAUAAAGCUACCUCGAAUUACAAUCAACACGUGCUGGUUUCGUCUAUUAACGCGAUAUGCGAUCUGUACAGAGUAUGGGGUACCAGUUUGUACAACGAACAAGAUUCUCCGAAUACUAAUAACGAAAAGAGCACAAAUAGAAGAAGAUUGUACAGCAGCAGCGAUGAAUCCGAGGAGAAUCAAGAUCGUGUGUUUGGUAUGCAAUUGAAAAUCGAUAAAAUAGUGGAGAUGAUUUUAGAUAUCAGCGAUGACGAGUCGAACGAGAUCAAAGAGGCCUCAUUGUUGGCUCUAAAGAAGCUCAUCGUGGCGAAUUAUCCCGUCUCUCCCGCUCUAUUUACUCGGCUCAUAUUGAAGUACUACAAUCCCUUGACUUUUAAAUCGUCGAGUUGUUGCAAGUACAUCAUCAGCGAUAUCAUAACGGUGUUGCCGCAAUGUAAAAACAUGUUUGCGACGUUUUCCGAAUCGAUUAUACCGAUUUUUAGGGGUGUAGUUAACGCCCCAUCGAAUAGCCCUUUGAGGACUGUAGAUGGGAAUAAUUUAACGAAGUUUCUGGGUUCGAUGUUACAGGCGCAAUCGGAUAAGAAUCCGGACGUGAUUUGGUCAGAUUUGAUUUUUACGAUGAUUAAAGAGGCGAGAAGUUGUAAAAAUAACGCGAUGGUUUCGUUUAUUUCGAAGAUGGUUUUGCAAAUGGAGCUCAAGAGUUUAAAUGCAUCGGUUAUUAAGGAAAUCAAAGUGCAAUGCGAUGCACUUUUAGAGACAACGAAAUUGGACAAGUUUACUGGCAAAAAUUUCGCGAAAUUCAAUGAGAAUUUGGACAAACUGAUGCGAAACGAAAACGAUUCGAAUCCGACGGAUAGUUGCAAUAAUAUUGAUAAUACAAGAAUAAAUAACGGAGUAUUAAAGAAAACUCGCGAGAUUAUUAUACCGUUGAAAAACUUGAGUAUAAGCGAAACGCAAUCUGAUAAUUCGGAUAUCUCGAGCACUGAGCAAGUGAGCGAAGAGGAAAUUAACAAUUCGAAUUCAAAGAUAUCGAAGGAUUCCACUUGUAAGGAUAAAGAAGAUAAAGAAGAAGAAGAAACGGGGAAUAACUCGCAGAAAAGGAAAUCGAAAUGCGACGAAUCAUCGGACGAUUCGAAUAUAGUGCAAUCGAGUCAAGAUUCUUACAUAACUCGAGGCCUUGUUAGAAGUAAUUUGAACGGUAAAAGAAGAAAAGCCGUACAAAAUGUUCAAUUAUCUGAUGAUGCCGAUGUGAUACCGGCCACUCAGGAAGAGGCCACGAUAAAUGGUGCUCGUAGAAGAGUAACGAGGUCCUCUGCGAAGAGUAGAAACUUGGAUAAACGAAAGGAUAAGAUAGAUGAUUUACAACCAAAGACGAAGAAAGCGAAAAUUAAAAGCAAAUAG
Phyllotreta striolata is the source of this 3108-nucleotide messenger RNA. The record is from the annotation of a GenBank genome assembly. Lineage: Eukaryota; Metazoa; Arthropoda; Insecta; Coleoptera; Chrysomelidae.